UUUUAAUAAUUCAGGAAUAUUGUAAAUACUAAAGUGUAAAAAUAAAUAAAAGUACCUGUACAUGGUUGUUGAAGAAAUAAGUUCAACGUUUCGGAGGAAGUUGAAAAGUGGAAUUUAAAGUGAUACAGUAAUUGUUUCCCACAGGAUUUACGUUGGCAGGACACAGUCAACAGAAAAGGAUACCCUGGGAGGUGAUUUACUGUAUGUAGGUUAAGAAUACAUAACGACGAAGUACUUAACAAUACGCUACAUAAUAGUAAUAUAGUGAAGUGCUGAAAUAUCGAGAACGUCUCGUGUUUUGAAAUAAAGGAAGAGAUGGCGAGGAAACUGCAGAAGUUCAUCAUUUUGUUUGACAACCCCAACCUGCUGUACUUCCCGGGGCACUUCAUCUCCGGCCGCGUCAUCGUCGAGCUGGAGGAAGACACAUCAGUGUUAGGCGUGUACUUCCACGUGGUAGGGGAAGGCGUGGUUAGAGUGGCAGACAGGCGGCAGCAAGUCUUCACGGAUAAAGAAAACUACAUUGACUUUCGCAUGAGACUUCUUGGCGAACCAGGUCAAGGCCCCAUUCUGCUGUCUCCUGGGAUCCACAGUUUCCCAUUUAAGUUGGGUCUGCCUCUGGGUCUGCCAUCCACCUUCCUGGGCAAACAUGGCUGGGUGCAGUACUUCUGUAAGGCGGCGCUGAGGGAACCCAAUGGUCUCACCCACAAGAACCAGCAAGUGUUUAUUGUCAUGAACCCCAUCGACCUCAACCUGGAGCCUUCCAUCCUCGCACAACCAUUCCACUGUGAGAUCGAGCACAAGCUUGGCAUGACGUGCUUGUCUCAGGGCCCCGUGUCGUGUCGUGUGAGGCUGGACCGUGGCGGUUACGUACCCGGGGAGACCAUCAGUAUAUGGGCACGUGUCCACAACCAGAGCAAAGUUACCAUCAAGCGUACACGGGCGUGUCUCACUGAGACAAUUCAGUACAUCUCCAAGAGCAAGGUAGUGCAGACGGAGACCAGGGAGUUGUCGUCAGUGUCGAGGGGGAAAGUUAAAUCGAAGGAUACAGAUGACUGGAAAUACGAGCAGUUGUAUGUGCCGCCACUGCCACCAACUAACCUCCGAGGCUGCCAUCUUAUAAGAAUACAAUAUGAUGUGUUUUUCAUCAUCGAGCCAAACAACUUGGAGAAGGAGAUCAAGUUACAACUACCAAUUAUGAUGGCCACCUACCCGUACCGCAACUCUGACGGUACACUGAAGAAGAAGAAAGGGGCACAGUACCCCAACAACCUACCCAUCUUUAGGCCCUGGCUCAAUGAAAAGUCUUUUGAGUGAUGUUGUGGACGUGAUUGUAGCAAUAGGAUGCUGUUGCCAGAUGCUGAAAAAUGCAUAAAUGCUCAAUGCUCAGAUUUGCCUUCAAUGCCAUAUAUGCUUCAGUAUUGCUUAUGUAGGUAGUAUUCACUUGAUUGUGUAAACUACAGGUGAAAAACAACUUUGAGAAGGCAAGACUAUACAAAGAUGUAAGAGUUACUGUUUCAAACUGUUUUACAAGAUGAUUAAUUAUGAAGAACAUUAUGAAAAAUUUGAAAAUUUUAGAAUAUGAAUAAAGCAAGUUUGUCUAUUAGUCCAGUGCAAUUAACUAAUUUUGAGAGAAAACCUAGACAUUUAGAAUAACAUGCUGAAACCUUGAGGGUAUGGAGAGGAAACCUUCCUAACUCAUAUGCUAAAAGUCCCCCAAAAUCUGGUCGCGGGUUUUCUCGUUAUCGUAAAAAAAAAAAAUGGCAGCCAUCUUUGAUUUUGGCAUUUGAUUUUUGAUUGCUGCUAGCAGACGAACCGACGGACUUAUCGAGUUUUUCUUAAUGAGUGCUCUUUAAAUCCCAUCUCCUUUUAUUGAUACAAAAUAUAAAUAUCGAAGUCCUUCAAUAAUAAUGUAAUUUUUUUAUUUUUUGUGAAGAUUUAAAAAAAUACAGCGUUUUAUUAUUUACUCUUGCCUAGACAUAGAUAGAAAAUGUCUUUCAAUAAAAGUUGUAGAACAUUUCAAAGUCAAUACAUACUCAUACAAUAUAGAACACCCUGCUUGAGGCAUGCCAAAGAUGUUGCAAAAUACAAAAGAUUUGCAUUACAUAUUUUCCUAAGUAAAGAAAUCUGCGUUGAUGGUUUUUAUUAGCUUAGGGACCAGUGCAUAACCAGAAAGUUUUAGCUUGCUAUUUAAAAAGUUUAGAUCAUAAUGCAAUUACAACAUCCUCUUUUGAUGAACCUCUAAAAAUGGCCUAAAGACAUGCUAUGUAUCUGUGUGAGAUUACUGCACCAUUGGAUGAUGUCGUUCAAUCUAGUGCCUUGCAGAACGUUGUGGAUCAAUCAUAAGCUAAGAUCAGAGAUGGCUGCCAUUAUUUCAUGACAACGAGAAAACCUGCAACCAUUUUUUUUCAACUUUCACCAUAUAAGUUAGGAAGGUCUUCUCCUCAUACAGUACCCUCAAAGUUUCAUCUUGUUCUGAAGGUCUAGGUCAAAUCGUAAUUGCACUGGACUAUAUGUAUUUCUUAAUACGUCUGUAACUGAAGCUAGAAAAUUAUCAUGUGCUUUGUAUAUAUAUGUAUAGAUUUAUGUAUUUGGACAGAGUAUAUUGUGUCGGUAAAGAACAAGUAUCAGAUAGAAAAAUGGUCUGUAACUUAAGUGAGAAUCGAUGGUAUUAACUCGCUAUACAUAAUUAGGAUACUGUAAUAUUUGCUUAUCAUUAAACAUGUAGUCAUCUCUCCUGUGCACUAUUUUUAUCAGGCUUUAUGAACAAGCUUUUCAUAUUACAGCUAGAAUAGUAAAAUACUGUACUGUACUGUCUUAUGUUUUCUGAAUAUUUACUUGUUAUAUUUUUACUUUUAUCAUCUUCGCCACUGAUCGGCUCGUUAGCCGUUUGGUUUCCUGAAUGUAUCUCAUUCAUUAUUUUUAGUCAUAAAAUUGCCUCCAUAAAAUAAAUAUACCUGGUAUGGAAAAAUUAACCUUCAUAUAUUCUUCAAAUCUUAUUUUUUACAUAACCUUUUUAUCGUAAUUUACGAUGUAACCUAAUAUGGCAUGACCAACCGCACAAGCAGCUAACGAGCCGAUCAGUGGCAAAGAGGAUAAAAACUGAAGAUGGCAUCAAGAUACAACAGAAUUUAUCCCAUGGAUGAUAGCAGCGACAAGAGCAAUGUUGAGCCUCAGCUCACUAGGAGAGGCAGGAAAUAGAGAUCAUUCAUGCAUCUACCGAACAAGAUCUUAAGAGGCUCAACAAGCUCGUUGCACUCUGGGAUGCACUUUUAGUUUUGACAAUGUAUUUCUUAUGCCCUCUUCUGAGAACACAAUGUAGGUCAACGAUGUGUCAAAACGUCUUUCCUCACAUCCAAGAAGAUUGUCCGCAUCCUCCCUCAUGAAUACUGAGGAAAAGAAUUUGUCUUGUAUUUAAUUUUGAUUUUGCGUAAUGGUAGAAAACCUUUGAGUUUUACUUAACCUCACUUGCCAUCGCCUCUGGAACUCUUUCUCAGCCCUUCUACACUCUGACUUUGCUUGGUUUCUGGACCUGGCAUAUAUCCUCCCGUCCUGCUCGUCAUUUGUCAUAACCCAUCUCUUGAAUUUCUAAGAUUUUCUCUUAACUUUUUUCAACCUCUGCAUAGUUCAUAUGUAAUGGUCUCCUUGUAUUCCUGGAGACAAUGGGUUUGGACUUGGGUAUAUAUUUGUCAAUCAAAUACAGUAGUUCACACUACUGGCUAUGAUAUUUAACAUAGUGUCUGUGUUCUUGUAUCUCAUCCCGUUGUAGUCGCCUUUGUAAUAUUUGAACCUUGGCCUGCUUUUAUCGUGAACCAAGUAACAGUUAAAUCUGAAAGACAAUGUUACGUGGUGGCUGGUGCCGAUGGGAACUAGAGGUUCCAACUUGGCCACCAUACCCUCCUCGUGAGUUAUGAUGAGGACUAGCGAUUUGGGUGUUUGUUCCCUCUGUAGUGAGUCAGAUCCUUAACAUGUUGGAAUAGAAGAUUGUCUCUCAGAGUUUCUACAAAAAGGAUAGCGGGAUUAUUAAGGUCAUUUGGAGUGGUCCCAUUUCUCCAGUCGAUGCCGCCAUAGUUAAAGUCUCUCAUGACAAGGAGGUGGCUAGGGUUGAGCGCUGUUGCAUUGUCAAUUAAGAUUCUUUGGUUUAAUAAGCUACAAGUUGUGAUCUGUAGAUACAGCGAACAAUGAGUAAGUCUUUUCCCUUUAGUUUAUUUUUAUAUCACUUCGAUUCUUCAAAAGCAUCCUCCCUCUUCACCCUCACCUGGCUGGCUCUAAGGUCUUGCCUAGUAUAGAUAACCACACCCGUCGUGCAAGUUGCCUGAGAAAGGUUUGAAAAUGAGUUAUAUCCCUCAGUAUUGAACUUACAUUCCUCCUCUACAACACCUACUAUAACAGGUUGAUGUGUCUUGAGAAUUGUUUCAGUCUCUGUUUUUUGUAUCAAAGGAAUUUACUUCCAGACGUGCUACAGUUUUAUUCUAGAUUAUUUGUGACAAUAUAGGACCUUUAAAUGUACGAUACCCAGUGUGCAGGUGAUAAGAACCUUUAACUCCCACUACUCAGCUGCGCCUACAUUCCAACAUAGGCCUCCUCAGUGCCUGGUGUGUAGGUGGCUGGGUGAUGAUGCCAACCACUGUAACCUCUCACUUUAUUCUAAGGAAGAAACCACCCUAUUACUGGGAUGACUUCCUUUAUAAACACACCUCCUACUAGAUGUAAUCAAAGCGUACUGUACUAAGAUAUGCGUGCAUUUGUGCCCGAAUGUUAGAAGAAUGUCAUUUAAAAGACACUUAGCUGUCCUGCUGGUCUUGACUUCGUUUGACCAGUGUUGCUGUCUGGGAAAGUUUUUUUUUCUCCCAAAUUGUUUUAUUUAUUUGUUCCCAGUUUUCCUCGACGGGUUGUUGGUAUCAGUAUGUGCUCCUUAAAAGUAAUCGUCGCCACAGUAGAUUUUCCUAUGAGUGGUGGAUCAUAUGCACAAUCACAGCUCUUUAGAAAACAGAGGAAUUUAUUUCUAUGUGGCAUCAAUGUUGUUUCCUCGUUACCUCCAGGCACUCAUCCCUGCUGUUUCCUCUAAUUUAUGCC
This is a messenger RNA of Homarus americanus (American lobster), 5073 nucleotides long. It is a transcript of the gene Vdup1, whose product is annotated as arrestin domain-containing protein 17-like. Gene Ontology annotation, biological process: protein transport. The transcript is spliced from 6 exons. NCBI's taxonomy places the organism in Eukaryota, Metazoa, Arthropoda, Malacostraca, Decapoda, Nephropidae. The record is from RefSeq and is a predicted model, not a curated record. Bases 316 to 1314 code for a protein of 332 amino acids. Gene Ontology annotation, cellular component: cytoplasm.